AUGCUAGACCAACCCUCUGGCUAUCGCCACGACGUUGCUCUGCACAAUAAGCUGCAUUCCUCUGAUAGCAAUGCCCAGCGCUCACUCUGGUCCAAUCUCAUGACCAGCCCUUCGGUCCUCGAUAAUCUCCGCAUCUCCCAGUCUCUCAGCUCGCUUAGGGAGCAAGGAUCCACCUCCGCCGAGCUUCCUGCUUUCCUGCGCCCUCUCCCUACCAAGGAUGCAGCAGAGGAUGUCAACUACCUGCAAAUCAAGGGCGCCUUGUCUAUACCUAUUCUCCCGCUUCAGAAUGCCCUACUGCAGGCUUACAUCGAAUAUGUCCACCCGUAUAUGCCGCUUAUGGACCUGAACAACUUUCUCAGCAUCAUUAACACUCGCGAUGGCCAGAAUGGACAGACAAGCCUUUUUCUCUACCAAGCCGUUAUGUUUGCGGCGUCUGCUUUUAUCGAGAUUGCUCAUUAG
Molecule: messenger RNA, 459 nt
Organism: Fusarium oxysporum Fo47
Lineage: Eukaryota; Fungi; Ascomycota; Sordariomycetes; Hypocreales; Nectriaceae
Exons: 1
Coding region: 1-459 (152 amino acids)
Source: RefSeq, a predicted model, not a curated record